This is a messenger RNA of Symbiodinium necroappetens, 254 nucleotides long. Lineage: Eukaryota; Dinophyceae; Suessiales; Symbiodiniaceae. The record is from the annotation of a GenBank genome assembly.
GCGUUGCUGGUCGUGGGAGGAGCACCUUCUUUCUCCACUGUCGAGGUAUACAGGGUCCCCACUGCAGAUGCAGGCUUUUCAGCUAGAGAGGAAGAGAAAGUCGCCGACUUGUCCGAUGGUCGCAUGGGAUGCCAGGCUGCCGUGCUGGCGCUCCCGUCUCCUGAGAAGACUUAUCCCGUUGUCGAGCGGCGAUGUGUCGUCGUCAUUGGUGGCGAGAGGUGUGAUGAAGAUGUGGCGGAGUUUGCAAGGAUCAG